Molecule: messenger RNA, 1725 nt
Organism: Caenorhabditis sp. 36 PRJEB53466
Lineage: Eukaryota; Metazoa; Nematoda; Chromadorea; Rhabditida; Rhabditidae
Source: the annotation of a GenBank genome assembly
AUGCUCCAACACAUUCACGAACGGCCAUUCAAGUGCUCAUUCUGUAGCGCCGAGUUCCUGAAUGUGCGCGAUAAAAAUGCGCACGAAGUGGUAAUGCUUCAGAAUCUGUAAAUUAGGGUAUACAUAUAUUUAAACUAUUUAGCAACACAUGCAUCAUCCGGCCGAGCAAGAAUCAAUGGAUGACAAUUGUUCUCCGUUCAUUCAGGUUCACUCGUCUGGCGAACCAUUGGAAGAGGACGGACAGCCCUGUGGAAUAUACGUGUGUCCGUUCACCUGCAACUUCCAGAGCUACGAAGAAGGUGUCGUGGUUGAGCACAUAAACGUGGAGCACGGCAGAUACGAAGAUGUGUGUUGGGAGGGAGAUCAGCCGGAAGAAGUGACUCAGGAGCAAGCUCAAAUAGAGCACAAGAUGCCGAUUGGAGCAAUUCCGGUAAGGAAAGAAUCAGAUGGAAGGGUUCAAUUUGAGCUGAUUUAGAAUGGAAUGAUCGUGAGAGAGUACACUGAGGAUCCUGAGCAGUUAUACGAAUUUUUCGAGGAACAAUUCGUUCCCCAAGUGGCGUCUGAAGCAAUAAUCGAACAAUCCGGAGAGGUCGCCGAGGAGCCGUGUCCUUCAAAUUCAAUAGAGUACGAAGAGCCGUAUGAUCAACCGGGACCGUCUAAUCGGGUGGUAAUCCAAAAUCCGGUAAUAGAAGAUAUGAUUUACGAUUUGUGAGUUACUUGAGAAGAAUUCAGAUGAGAAUAUAGACUUUCAGAGAAGAAGAGGUGGAGGAGAUGGGACUGGUACACGACGAGGACGACGAACAAGAACGAGUUCGCAUAAUUGUGAAUCCGAAUCCACCUAAAAGAGGCACGAAAAGUGCUCGAGACCACGACGAAGCAUCGGCUGCGUUGACAGAGAUGGUCGUGGAUGCGUCGACUUUGGAACUGGCCGCCCCGACGAGGCAUCUGAAACAGGGAUUUCCGGCAUUGGGAAGGAGAAAAGGAGGCAAGAAGGCGCUCAACCUCGACUGGAUUAUUGACGCCGUGGCAAAAGUAGACAAUCCCUUUGUAGAUGAGCGCAUUUCACUUCUUUUCAGGGUGUUGAUGUGAACGACGCGAGCCCUCAUCACCGAAAGAAACCGACGAUGCACAAAUGCGAAUUCUGCGGAAAAGUGGACAAGUAUCCGAGCAAGAUCCGCGCGCACAUGCGCACGCACACCGGAGAGAAGCCCUUCAAGUGCGACAUCUGUGGAAUGCGAUUCUCGCAGAGGACUCCGAUGAGAUUGCACCUCCGAAGACACUUCGACCAGAAACCGUAUCAAUGUGACGUGGACGGGUGCAAGGAACGAUUCGUAUCGGGAGCCAUUUUGAAGAUGCACGUCGAGAAGAAACAUCUGAAUAAGAAAAAGUAAGCGAUUCUCCAAGAGCUUAGGUUCGCAAAAGAGACUUUUCAGAUACGUGUGUAUUCGUGGAUGCGGACGGGUCUUUUCGAGUGCGUUUAAUCAGAGACAUCACGAGAAGAAGUGUUCGCAAAACACUUAUCUGACAUGGGUCGAAGAGAAUGAAUCCGAGGAAGACACUGCCGGAGAGUACCCAGAAGACGAGGAGGAGUACCUGGACGGAAUGGUGAGAGGGAAAACAGGGGAGGACGAACGCAAUGAAGUGCAAUUUCAGAUGGAUCCGUCCGCUUCGGAAGUGCAUCCAGUUGAGCACUUCCCGGAAGAGCCCGUCUUUCUUCAUCAGUAA